GAAGUGCUGCUUUAUUGACUUUCUGUAAACAAACACGAUGGCGGCGACGGACAGAGAAAUGAAUCCAGAACCGGAGAAACUGCAGUUCCGGCUGGACGUCCCCUUCCCCUCCCCCAGAGACGCCUCCAUCGCUCUGGGCUCUCUGUCUCCAGACCGAGAGCCCAGGAAGGGAGGGAUCGACAAACAGCUGAUGGUGACGGACAGGACGCUGACUGUGAGGUGGAGUGCUGACGAGGCUCGGAUCCUCCGGGUCUCUGUGAACUCUUUCCUGGAUAAUCUGUCGCUCGUCCUGGAGACCAUGCAGAUGUUUGCCCCCCCCGCCUCACAGUGACACGUACACACACACAUACACACACAGCUGGAUCCUGAGAGGACCGUUUGAAGGAAGUGUUGGGAAGCUUCACCUGUUGGACGAUUUCUAUUUAAACUUCUUUUGUAAGAAAACAAAUAAAAAGCAGCUGAUCAAAAA
Messenger RNA from Notothenia coriiceps (black rockcod), 469 nucleotides. RefSeq names its product L antigen family member 3 (gene lage3). Gene Ontology annotation, cellular component: EKC/KEOPS complex. The record is from RefSeq and is a predicted model, not a curated record. The transcript has 3 exons. Bases 38 to 331 code for a protein of 97 amino acids. NCBI's taxonomy places the organism in Eukaryota, Metazoa, Chordata, Actinopteri, Perciformes, Nototheniidae.